Messenger RNA from Papilio polytes (common Mormon), 2063 nucleotides. RefSeq names its product death domain-associated protein 6-like. The record is from RefSeq and is a predicted model, not a curated record. Bases 330 to 1733 code for a protein of 467 amino acids. Lineage: Eukaryota; Metazoa; Arthropoda; Insecta; Lepidoptera; Papilionidae. Gene Ontology annotation, molecular function: histone binding. The transcript has 5 exons.
ACUUAGUAGCAUAUUUUGUUGAACGAACAUAGAUAAAACAGAAACGGAUAGUGGUUUAAAUUAUUAAAAAAAUACAGACGAAUUGAUGACCUCCUACUUUUGGGAAGUCUGUUUUACUUUUUAAUAUGGUUUUCAUAUAUGCCGGCUUUUAAGUUUACUAAGUCGCUGAGCUGAAUACCAUUUAUGGUGUAGCUGAGCCUACCAGGGUGUACAGCGCGCUAACCUGGGGCCGCCAAAAUAUUUGAAAAAAGUAAUACGAAUUUUAAUUUUCUGCUAUUUUAGUUGUAAAGAAUUUUUUGAACGAGUUUUUGAACAAUAAACAAUUGUCUAUGUUAUAUGAAACAUGUCUGAAUACAACACAAUGUAACGAAAUGAUGAGGAUUUUUAAAAAAAUAAUAUUGCCUGUAUACAAAAACAUGGAUGAAAGUUAUAGUAAAUCAGAAAAAUUUAAUAAAGUCGUAAAUAACACUAAUAAAUUAAUAAUAAGAAAUCCGAAACAAACAUAUUCUCAUAUAAAAGGCUUCAUUGAGAUUUUAAAGUUACAUAAAUCUAAGAAAAGAGGAGAUUUUGUAACAUUGGCAACAAAUUUAAAAGGAAACAAACUUGAAGAGGGCAAAAAGAGAAAACCUGACUGUGCUUUAAAUAAUAAUAAGAAGAUUAAAACAUGUAUUAAUUUAGAUAAUUAUGAACCACCUAUAGUAGUUUUAGAUGAGGAAGAUGAUGUAGUUUGUCUUGAUGCUAUAAAAAGUAAAAAAAAUAGUGAUUGUCCACAAACAAAUUCAUUGUUAUCAAAUUCUACAAAUUUAAAUACAUCGAAUGUAAAUGAGAAUGGUUUCAAUCCAAAAAUGUUAAGUAAAGAAAAUCCCCUUUUAAUACCGAGAACUGAUGUAAAUCAUGAUUCUCAGGAUUUUGAGAUUCAUAAAUUAGAAAGGUUGAUGGCUAAAUUUAGGAAAAAGAUUAUUCAUUUGGGAAAAAGAGAAGUUCUGAAUGAUGAUGGUACAUCUCCAUAUAUCAUACGUGAGAAAUAUCAAAAGACUUUAGUUAAAUUAUAUAAGAAAUGGUGUGAAAUUGUGGGAACAGAUUUUGUUAGGAGUAAGAAAUUAACCCUGAAAGUACAAGAUGGACACCCGCCAGGACCAGUUAGAAGACUUGAAGAGUUUUUAAAUAACAACACUGGCAGUGACGGCUGCCCUCUGUUUCCUGAUUUCAAUGAUGUUGUGGAAUGUGUACUUCAAUCUAAUAGACAGGAUGGACUUUCAUGGAAUAAAGCAAGAGUUAUGAGGGAAGCCACAGCAUUAUUUACUCAGUGCGGUCGCGCGCUUCAAAAGCGGCGGAAAAAGCAAGAAUGGUACCAUCUUAUGACAAUGGUGGAACAAGAAGAAUGUUUCGUAGACCCUGCAGAUACGAACCCUGAGCUUGAGGCGCGGUUACAAGAAAAUAAACGACGGGCUGUAAUAAAGGAAUCUGCAAUUAUGAAGAGAUUUUCGUUACUGCAAGAUUCAACAUGGAGAGAUAAAAAUAAUGGAGAAUCAAACACAUUAACACGAGAUAUUGGAAAUACAAUAAAAACUGAGGACAUCAAAGUUGAACAGAACAUUGUUGAAGUGAAACAAGAAUGUAUUGACAUUGUCAAACAGCUUGAAGAACUGGGUGAUAGUUACACAACUGUUGUACAGGAUAUUGAAGAUCCUUUCCUUGUUGUUGAAAUAUCUGAUACUUCAGAUGAGGAAUAGAUCUGGUCUCCACAGCUGAAAAGAGCUUACAAAUUGAUCGUCUGGUGCUGUCUUAAAAUUAUUUUAACAUAAGUCUGUUAUUAAUGUAUGUUUCAAAUAUCUUUACGGUUUAGAUAAUCAAGUUAUGCAAUAUUUUGCGUAAAUAAAGAGGACGCAAAGGCACAGUUUAAUGCGAGCGUCUUAAGAUUUUGUAUUUGUUAUAAUCUCGUAUUUUUUUUAAAUAUAUUUUAUACUCAGGUCUUCUUUUAUCUGAGCUCAGUGGCCCGGAGUAGAAUCAUUAUUUAACAUACUCAUAUCUUUAGUUAUGUUUUUCUUACAAAACGUUUUUAU